Molecule: messenger RNA, 2132 nt
Organism: Grammomys surdaster
Lineage: Eukaryota; Metazoa; Chordata; Mammalia; Rodentia; Muridae
Gene: Becn1
Product: beclin 1
Exons: 12
Coding region: 224-1570 (448 amino acids)
Biological process (GO): autophagy; cellular response to nitrogen starvation; late endosome to vacuole transport
Cellular component (GO): phosphatidylinositol 3-kinase complex, class III, type II; phosphatidylinositol 3-kinase complex, class III, type I; phagophore assembly site
Source: RefSeq, a predicted model, not a curated record
GGAUCUGGACCAGGGGUCCUUGCGUCAGCUCCCGUCAAAUCGUCACUUCUGGUCCCAGGCGGAAGUCUUCUCCUAGCCGACCGGGAAGUAGCUGAAGACCCGGCGAUGGGAACUCUGGAGGUCUCGCUCCGGGGCGGACCCGAGGCCACCGUGCCCCCGCGGUAGAACGAGCCUGGGUGGCGGGCUCCGAGGUCCUGAGGUGAAGAGCGUCGGGGCCUGAAGCAUGGAGGGGUCUAAGGCGUCCAGCAGCACCAUGCAGGUGAGCUUCGUGUGCCAGCGCUGUAGCCAGCCUCUGAAACUAGACACGAGCUUCAAGAUCCUGGACCGGGUCACCAUCCAGGAACUCACAGCUCCAUUACUUACCACAGCCCAGGCGAAACCAGGAGAGACCCAGGAGGAAGAGGCUAACUCAGGAGAGGAGCCAUUUAUUGAAACUCGCCAGGAUGGUGUCUCUCGAAGAUUCAUCCCCCCAGCCAGGAUGAUGUCUACAGAAAGUGCUAAUAGCUUCACUCUGAUCGGGGAGGCAUCUGAUGGUGGCACCAUGGAGAACCUCAGCCGAAGACUUAAGGUCACUGGAGACCUUUUUGACAUCAUGUCGGGCCAGACAGAUGUGGAUCACCCACUGUGUGAGGAAUGCACAGAUACUCUCUUAGACCAGCUGGACACUCAGCUCAAUGUCACUGAAAAUGAAUGUCAGAACUACAAACGCUGUUUGGAGAUCCUGGAGCAGAUGAAUGAGGGUGACAGUGAGCAGCUCCAAAGGGAGCUGAAGGAGCUGGCCUUAGAAGAGGAGAGGCUGAUUCAGGAGCUGGAAGAUGUGGAAAAAAACCGCAAGGUGGUGGCAGAAAACCUGGAGAAGGUCCAGGCUGAGGCAGAGAGACUGGACCAGGAGGAAGCUCAGUACCAGCGGGAAUACAGUGAGUUUAAAAGGCAGCAGCUGGAGCUGGACGACGAGCUCAAAAGUGUGGAGAACCAGAUGCGCUAUGCCCAGGUGCAGCUGGACAAGCUCAAGAAAACCAAUGUCUUCAAUGCGACCUUCCAUAUCUGGCACAGUGGACAAUUUGGCACAAUCAAUAAUUUCAGACUGGGUCGCCUGCCCAGUGUUCCUGUGGAAUGGAAUGAGAUCAAUGCUGCCUGGGGCCAAACAGUGUUGCUGCUCCAUGCUUUGGCUAAUAAGAUGGGUCUGAAAUUUCAGAGGUACCGACUUGUUCCCUACGGAAAUCAUUCGUAUCUGGAAUCUCUGACAGACAAAUCUAAGGAAUUGCCGUUAUACUGUUCUGGAGGUUUGCGGUUUUUCUGGGACAACAAGUUUGACCAUGCAAUGGUAGCUUUUCUGGACUGUGUGCAGCAGUUCAAAGAAGAGGUGGAAAAAGGAGAGACUCGAUUUUGUCUUCCAUACAGGAUGGACGUGGAGAAAGGCAAGAUUGAAGACACUGGAGGCAGUGGUGGCUCCUAUUCCAUCAAAACCCAGUUCAACUCCGAGGAGCAGUGGACAAAAGCCCUCAAGUUCAUGCUCACCAAUCUCAAGUGGGGUCUCGCUUGGGUGUCCUCACAGUUUUAUAACAAGUGACUUGUUCCUUAUGGGAUACCCUUGCCUUUAAGGUUUUACACUUUGUUUGGUUUGGAAAGAUGCUUUAAAUUAAAUUUGGGUAAUAUUAAACCACAUGUUUACAAUACCAAAAUCCACAAAAGCUACUUUAUUUUCGAAUAUGACAGAGAGUUUCCAGAGUACAACACACCAUGUAUAGCAAAGAACCCUGCCAGAGUUUUGACUCAACCCCAUGCCGUCCUUUCCCUCUUUCCUGAAACAACUAAUUUAAAUUUGCUUUGUUUUCUUUUUUAAGUUGAAUUGACAUUAAUGUGUUUUCACUGGAUUUUAUCUCUCUCAGCUUCCUGCACUUACAAUAUGAAACAGAAGUUUUGAGAUGAGAUGCUUGUGGCAGGCACAGUUGGGUAAUGUGGGGAAAGGACACCAGGUCAGAAGUUACCAGUUUAACUCUGUCCUCGAUUCUAGUACUAGAUGCCUACUGUGCUAUCUAGUGGGAUUACAGAAUGCUGUUUGAUACUGUUUGAGACGUGGAGAGAUUUAAUUAUUUGUAAUAAAGGAUUUGCUAUGGUCUGUUAAUUACCAA